Molecule: messenger RNA, 1081 nt
Organism: Mixia osmundae IAM 14324
Lineage: Eukaryota; Fungi; Basidiomycota; Mixiomycetes; Mixiales; Mixiaceae
Exons: 6
Coding region: 1-720 (239 amino acids)
Biological process (GO): Golgi to vacuole transport; retrograde transport, endosome to Golgi; intracellular protein transport
Cellular component (GO): endoplasmic reticulum membrane; Golgi apparatus; SNARE complex
Molecular function (GO): SNAP receptor activity; SNARE binding
Source: RefSeq, a predicted model, not a curated record
AUGGCAGCGUCGGAGCUGUUCCAGAGCUACGAGUCGGACUACACGCAGCUAGCGAGCACGAUCAGGCAGAAGCUCGACAAGGAUGCCAAGGAACAACGAGGCGAGCAGCGCAAAGCGACGCUGAGACGGGUAGAGAUGGAAGUCGAAGAGGCGGACGAGAUUAUUGAUCAGAUGGACAUUGAAGCUCGUCAGACGACAGACAAGAACGUCAAACAGCGUCUCCAGGUCAAGCUGCGAUCGUACAAGAACGAUCUCGAACGCUGGCGCAAUGAGGCUAAGAAGCUCGCGAGCACAGCAGAUCGAGAGGCUCUGUUAGCCGGCUCAUCUCAGCAUCGAGCCAUCUCUCCCUCAAACGAGUCCGAUGCGUCUGAUCAGGGGGCAUCCCAGGCCGGCCUAUCGCAAGCGCAAGCUCAACGUGCCCGACUACUCAACGGCACAGACAAGCUCACCGACGGUCAGAGACGACUGGACGAGUCACAUAGGAUCGCACUCGAGACUGAAUCCCUCGGAACGAACAUCCUUGGCAAUCUGAGGACUCAGCGCGAGCAGAUUGAGAACACGCGAGAUACGCUGUACACCGCUGAUAAUUCGAUCGACAAGGCAAGCAACACGCUAAAGAAGAUGGUCCGCACGAUGUACCAGCAACGUUUUGUCACGAUCGCCAUCAUCAUCGUCCUCGUCUUUCUCAUCGCAAUUGUGCUCUAUAGCAAAUUCAGCUGAGCUUCUCGCACUUGUACCAACACUUGCGGUUCUGUAAUGUCAACAUGUACAACGUCGUUCCUAUUCUCUAAUUUUGCACUACACUGUUGCUGGCUCUGCGCCUGGCUGAUCAGUCUCAAGCGGUAGCCCAGUAUCCGCAGCAGCCGCCGCCGUAGGCGUGGUUCUGUUCUGCGAAAUUUUGCCAUGCUGGCUAGCAUGACGUUCUUUUGCAAGCUGCUUGUUGAGCCGCUUGCUUUCCCGCUUUUCCUUGUGCUUUGCAGCCUUUUCUGCGUGAGCCUCACAAAGAGCAUAUGCUUCUUCAUCCGAUGUAGCGCCUUCUUUGGGCACUCUGGAACAGCAAGCCGCGCAAGUGCCUUUGGAG